AUGGAAUUGAGUAAUAUAGAAACACAGCCAAGAAGUAUGUCUAAAGAAUCUCUUGCUUGCUCUUUCUUUGUUAAAUAUGAUGCUGAAAUCUUCAUUGUUCCAGUUGAAGAUUUAGCGAAUAUUGGAAUAGCAUCUGCAACAUUUAGUUUCUUAAUAAGGUGCUAUCUGCUAAAAAGAAGCACGCAUUGGCGAUUUUACUAUGAAACUAAAAAUUUGGGAAGAAGUUUUGUUGAAUGUGAUCAAUUUUAUAACUGGGGGAAGCUUUUAAAGGCAGGUACAAUUACAUUGAAUAAAGAGGCAUGUUGUUCCUUAAUAGCAUUCUUCUUCGACAAGAACAACAAGAUCACUAAUUGGUUUGGUUGGGCUCGACUUUUGUUGGCGAUCGUUGAUAAGUGGAAGUUCGAAGAACGCGCAGUGCUUAUCAAUAUUUUAUUUAAUUUGACCCAUUUCCACAAAUUACUUGGUCGAAUUUUUUCCGAAGUUGCAGGAAAAUACGUCGAAUUUCAUGAUAUAUCGAAAUUCAUGACGCGUACGAAUUUAUUUACUCAGGUACCAGUGACCCGUAAAGCAUAUGAUAAUUUGGAAAUGCUGUUUGACGGUGAUAUCUUCUUUGAACCUAUCUUUGUACAUUCACUGAUUAACAUAACCUCCCCUUAUUCUGUUUCAAAAAGUUCAGAAAUUACACGUUGUGCGUGGCAUAAAAAACGAGUUUUAUAUUUGUUCAAAGAGAUGACAAGCACUCCUUACGCUUGGCCAACACAUAACUUAACUAAGGUUAUUGCUAUUUAUCCGACACUAAUACUUUAUAUUUUUUAUACACGUGUGACGGAAGGAUGUGUGGAAGAAGCAGUAAAUAUCUUCCAUGCUAUCAAACAUAUUGCUUUACGUUCGGGUCCAUCUGAAGAAUUUGAAUCUGAUCAAAUAUAUCAGACAUUUAAAACUUUGUGUGUGAUGUUUCGUCAAUUAUUUUUGUUCGACUGUUAA
Molecule: messenger RNA, 984 nt
Organism: Thelazia callipaeda (thelaziosis nematode)
Lineage: Eukaryota; Metazoa; Nematoda; Chromadorea; Rhabditida; Thelaziidae
Source: the annotation of a GenBank genome assembly